Messenger RNA from Selaginella moellendorffii, 1410 nucleotides. RefSeq lists its product as uncharacterized. The transcript is spliced from 8 exons. The record is from RefSeq and is a predicted model, not a curated record. Lineage: Eukaryota; Viridiplantae; Streptophyta; Lycopodiopsida; Selaginellales; Selaginellaceae. Bases 156 to 749 code for a protein of 197 amino acids.
UAGAACGUCUUCUAGCCGAUGAGCGAUGGCCAUCCACGUAGAUCUCCUUGUUCUAGAAUCAGAUCCUUGCUCGAUCUAGAGCGCGUCGCUUCCAGGAGAUUUUCGUCCUUCCGAGAUCUCUUAUUCCUUUAUUUUCUUCGUUCUAGGGUUUGAAAAUGUCGUGGAGGCGAUGGCGAUGGAGCAACGAUGGCGCUGGCGAUGCGCUACCCACGGCUCGCCAGGACGCUCCAGAUUCUCAAAUCCUCGACACACAGGAACAAGAAGCUCUAGUGGACUCUUUUGAGAAGCGAGACAAAUAUCAAAACGCGCUGUGGCGGGGGAUUUUUGCAGCCUUUGCAGCUACGUGUGCUUUAUUCUUCUUUUACUCGGCCCACCAACAGGCCGUAGAUCCAUGGAGCACUAAGUACCACGCUGUGUUCUCUGGGACAUUAAACUCACGUCAGAUCGUUUGUGGGGACUUGGCUGAAGCAAUGACCUGUAUUGCCAUUGUGGUGGGUGUCUUAUCGUCAGCAAAGUGGCAUCGGCAUUUGCUCGUGGCAUCGAUGAUGGCCGGUCUUUUCCUGUCAUUGUUUUGGAUUUCCAAUCUUCUAAGAUCGCAAAAGCUCCACUUCCAGUUCCAAAUGCUGUGGCUUCCUUUCGGUACACCGAGCCUCGCAGCCAUAUGCCUGUACGUGGACAACGUCCUCGCAGGAACAGCUAAGGAUAUUCAAGCUCUGCGCGCAUCCAUGUACCAUCAUAAAAGGAGUUAAAAAUCGACAGAAUCAUAACAACAUCAGCUUGCUGAUCAGUAAAUCGUCCACAACGUUAGGAAGUGCCAAACAUGUUCGUUGCCUCUAGUUACUUCUACCACUUCGGGCUUCAUUUAUCAGGUUUGAUUGGUAAGAGAGAUAGGUUGCGGUCAUGCUCACGUCUCGCCUUAUGAGGGGCUCUAAAAAAUUCCAUCAACAGUUCCAAUCCAAAGAACUUGCUUUGAAAAGGUACGCGACACGCCGUUUCCGGUAAAAUGCUUCAAUCAAUCAACGUAACACCAGCCAAAGCAUGAUGUGCGAUGAAAACCAGCAGGUUUUGUGCGGGUCAAAAACAGGAACGAAAGGCAACACUCCUGAGUACAGCGCUGUACUUUUGCAACCUCACUAUGUCAAGAUCUGUUCCACUUGGGCUGGCACCUGGCAGUAUGGCCCAAGAACAGGGGAGCACACAUAUAUGUGCAUGAAUGCAGCCAAAGUUGGCUGCAACUUAGCAAGCCCAAAAAGAAAAGCCAUCAUCAAAUUGGUUCAGUUCCAACUUCUGCAGGCCAAAAAGAAGAAUCACCUCACCAGGCAGACGGCCUGGUGCAAUGGCAGAAUAAAAAAAACAUAUCAAAUUAGAAGAGCAUGGGGAGAUGGGUACUCCUUUUUGGUACCCAGUCCA